ACGAUCGCUCAGUUAACGAGUUAACUUUGAACGGAGCGCACGCGCGAAUCCACGCUCGUUCGUCGGUUGAAUCGAAGUCGUUUUGUGCCCGGUUAUCCUUUGUGUCGGAGUGAUCCUGCCUGAGAAUCGGCCGUGACGCGUGAAGUGUCUAGUCACGAUAGGAAGUUCUAGACCAGCGUUCGGUUGUCCAAAAGUUCUGGCCAAGAAGCCCCCGCGAAUCAAUGAACACCGUCGUGCCCCAUUCUUAUAGACCUGAUUUGGAACGGUGCGAAGAGGAACGAAAUUGGAUUAUUCAGUUUUAUCGCGACUGUAAAUUUAAAUUUACGAUCAACUUUUAUGGAUUAUUUUAUCAGGAUCAUUUAAUUUAAAAGAAGAAAGAACACAGCGGAGGAGAGAACAGUGCCCGGGCGAAGAGAGCACAAACGGGUCGAGCCGCGCAACGCAAAAGAAACAGAUCGAGAGGUGUUUUUUGUUGUUAUUAUGUGCGCGUCGUCGUUGACGGCUGCGCUGCUGGGAUGAGUGUGUAGUGCCGAGGGGAAAAAGGAUUCGAUCGAGUUUUUCGAAAGUGAUCUCCGGAAAGCAAGUGAAGAAAGGAGAAUAAAUUGAUAAGAAAAUAAGAUAAUGUGAAGUGAAAUUUAUUCGCCUCUUUAAGUGCGUUGAUAAAAAAGAAAAUAAACCGGGCCGAGAAGGUGAAGAGAACGCACCUAAAACAACGAUCAUCUGGAUCAAAACAUAGCGAGUGAGGUCUCGGGAAUUUCGUUCGGCAGCAGCAACAGCAUCUGGGUCCCAGGAAGACAGUGCAAAGCGAACAGUGAAACAAUUAUUGAAACGGACAUGUCCAAAGCAAAUGUGGUGUUGUUUCUCAAAUUAGUUGCUGGUUAAUGGGGGGUUGGAAUCGAUCUAGUGAGUGAAAACGAAAACAAACAAGUGGGGCCACCCCAAGUGACCCUGGGCUUCAAAAUUGCAACGCUACGAAGAUGCGUCCGUCGCCGGCCUUGUUGUCGGUCCUGUUUGGCACCAUUUUCGGUGUCUUUGGUGCAUCGUUGAGCAAGUCGCUCUUGUCACAGGCUCCCGACGAAUGCCGGUGGUCUGGUUAUAGUGAAGACGAUCUUACCCUCGUGUGUAGACUUAGAACUAUCAAUAGUGAGCUGGAGAAUACCAAUUUUAGUGUACUGCAUCCAGAGAAUACUGUUCGACUACGGUUACAGUGCAACGAUGGACUGUUCUUCCAAUCCAGUAUCAGCCCUGGAAGCUUCCGGCAGCUAUCAGAACUGCGAUCACUGUCAAUAGAGUACUGUAAAAUAGCAAAUCUCAGCGAUGGAUCCUUUCGGGGACUCAAGGAGUUAAUGAAUCUGACACUACGAACGCACAACACAGAUUGGUCGUCGGUCAGUCUGGAGAUCGCGCCACAUGUCUUCAACUCCGAGCUGUCGAAACUCGAACAUCUAGAUCUGAGUCAGAACAACAUGUGGUCCUUACCGGAUGGCAUGAUCUGUCCGCUCACAAAACUGCAAUACUUGAAUCUGACGCAGAAUAGGCUACGAGAUCUGUCGGUGUUCCAUUUCAGUGCUUCUCUAAGUACGCGGCUUUCCAAAAAGUGUGGAGGAUCAAUAGCUAUCCUCGAUUUAUCUCACAACAACGUGGAUAACCUGCCACCGGCUAUCUUCUCCGGUCUUGGGAAGCUAACAGAACUUCGCCUACAAAACAACGGCCUUAAUUUCAUCGCCGAUCGUGCCUUGGAAGGCCUCCUGUCACUCUCCAAGCUGGACAUUUCUCUAAACCGGCUUUCCAACCUUCCUCCAGAACUCUUCUCCGAAGCCAAACACAUCAAAGAAAUCUACCUGCAGAACAACAGCAUCAAUGUCCUAGCUCCAGGAAUUUUCAGUGAACUUCAGCAACUCCUAGUCCUCGACCUAUCCAACAACGAACUCACCUCCGAGUGGAUUAACCCAGCCACCUUCAAGGGCCUUUCCCGACUGAUUCUCCUCGACUUGGCAAACAACAAAAUCUCCAAACUAGAACCAUCCAUAUUUCGUGACCUCUUCAGCCUGCAGAUCCUACGCCUUCAGGACAACUUCAUCGAAACCAUCCACGAAGGCACCUUCUCCGAGUUGACGGCGCUACACACCUUGGUCAUUUCCAACAACCGCCUAUCGAACAUCGAGUACUUCUCCUUCCAGGGAUUGAGUCGGCUGACACUUUUAUCCCUGGAUUACAACCGGAUAUCACGGAUCGAUCGGGUAGCCUUCCGGAAUUUGUCGACGCUCCACGAUCUUCACCUGAACGGUAACAAGCUGCUACAGGUCCCCGAUGCACUGUAUGACGUCCCAUUGCUCAGAACACUAGACCUGGGCGAAAACCAUAUCAGCAACAUCGAUAACGCGAGCUUCCGGGAGAUGGUUCACAUGUACGGCCUGCGAUUGACCGAGAACAACAUCGAAACGAUCCGGAAGGGGACGUUCGACGCGAUGAAGUCGCUGCAGAUCCUUAACCUGUCGAAGAAUCGGUUGAAAAAGGUCGAUGCGGCGUGUUUCGAUAACAAUACGAAUCUUCAGGCUAUCCGGUUGGAUGGGAACUAUUUGACGGAUAUUACUGGGUUGUUCACGAAGUUGCCGAAUCUGGUGUGGUUGAACAUUUCGGACAAUCACCUGGAGGUGUUUGAUUACGCUUUGAUCCCGACAGGGCUGCAGUGGUUGGACAUCCAUGCGAACAAGAUCGCCGAGCUGGGGAAUUACUUCGAGAUCGAGAGUCAGCUGGCGUUGAGCACGAUCGAUGCCAGUUCGAAUCAGCUGACGGAGAUUACGGGCAGUGCCAUUCCGAACAGUGUGGAGUUGCUGUACUUGAACGACAAUCUGAUAUCGAAGGUGCAGUCGUACACGUUUUUCAAGAAGCCGAAUUUGACGCGGGUGGAUUUGUUUGGGAACAAGAUUACGACGCUGGAUCCGAAUGCGCUGCGGAUAUCGGCCGUGCCGGAUGAUAGAGCGUUGCCGGAGUUUUACAUUGGAGGAAAUCCGUAUCAGUGCGAUUGCAAUUUGAACUGGCUUCAGAAGAACAAUGUGGACUCGAGAACGCAACCAAAGCUGAUGGAUUUGGAUAGUAUCUAUUGUAAGUUGUUGUACAACCGGGGGAGGACGUACGUACCGUUGGUGGAAGCGUUGCCGAAUCAGUUCCUGUGCAAGUACGAGACGCACUGCUUUGCGCUGUGUCAUUGCUGUGAUUUCUACGCGUGCGAUUGCAAGAUGGAGUGCCCGGCGAGGUGUACCUGCUAUCACGAUCAGAGUUGGACGUCGAAUGUAGUGGAUUGUUCGCGGGCAGGAUAUGAAGAGCAGCUGCCGGAGCAGAUUCCAAUGGACUCAACGCAGAUCUAUUUGGACGGAAACAAUUUCCGGACGUUGAGCAGUCAUGCAUUUUUGGGACGGAAGAAGUUGAAGGUGCUGUUUUUGAACAACAGUAACGUGGAGAUGAUUAGCAACCGGACGUUCUACGGGCUGAAGGAGUUGGAGAUUUUGCAGCUGGAUCACAAUCAGAUCGUCGGAUUGAACGGUUUCGAGUUCGUGGGAUUGGAUCGGUUGAAGGAGUUACUGCUGCAGUACAAUAAGAUCAUGACGAUCGCAAAUCACAGCUUCGAUCAUUUGCCUAAUUUGAGAGUGUUGAGGCUGGAUCAUAACCGGAUCUUGGAGUUCAAUAUGUGGCAUCUGCCGAAACAGCUGACGGAUUUGCGGCUGGCUUCGAAUCCGUGGUCUUGCGACUGCGAGUAUGUGGAAAAGUUCCGCGAGUAUCUGAAAACCUACGACUUUGUGAGGGACAGGAUGAAAGUGCGGUGUACAGCAACGAUCGCGCCGGGUAAUGAUACCGCCGUGGUUGUCGGAGGAGCGGUGAAUGGGUCUGCGGCGGCGGCCGUUAGUACGAAGGGAGUCCCGUUCGAUGGCAGUGGGGAGUCAACGGCGGUUGGAGUUGGUGGUUUCUUGAUUUAUUUAGACAACAGUACGACACUGUGCAGCGGAGCGGUGCCACUCGAUAACAUCAUCAACGGGAACUUGACGUCGCGCAAGACUGUGCUAUCGCCUCCGCCGAUCGAAGGUUAUUUCCCGCUGCUGGUGGCUGCGCUGUGUGGUUUCACGGUGAUCAUCAUCAUGACGCUUAUUAUGUUCGUAUUUCGGCAGGAGAUGCGUGUUUGGUUUCAUUCUCGCUUCGGCGUGCGGCUGUUUUACCGGAAUGCCGAUAUGGACAAGAACGAGAGAGAUAAGCUGUUCGACGCCUUUGUCUCGUACAGCUCGAAAGAUGAAGCAUUUGUGGCGGAGGAAUUGGCACCAAUGUUGGAGAAUGGUGACCCUUCGUACAAGCUUUGCUUGCAUUAUCGGGAUUUUCCCGUGGGUGCGUACAUAGCCGAUACGAUCGUCCAGGCAGUGGAGUCUUCGCGAAGGACGAUCAUGGUCUUAUCGGAGAAUUUCAUCAAAUCCGAGUGGUGUAGGUUCGAGUUUAAAUCUGCGCAUCAUCAAGUGCUGCGAGAUCGUCGAAGACGAUUGAUCGUGAUCUUGCUGGGAGAGGUUCCUCAAAAAGACCUCGAUCCGGAUAUUCGGUUAUACCUGAAAACCAACACCUACCUUCAGUGGGGUGACAAGCUGUUUUGGGAGAAGCUGCGGUUCGCGCUGCCGGACGUCCCAAACAAUCAACGGCGUCGGCAGCAGCAAUCGAUCAACAUGACUCAUUCCAAUAUUCGAAACAACUACCAGCUCACUCGAACGCCAAAUAAUAGGAAUAACACCAGUAACCAGUUGAUCAUGCUCCAACAGCAGCCGCCACAGCCAGACCCCAGACUGCGGCCGCAGCAGCAGCAGGAGCAUUCUUCUCUCCAGCAGCAACCACUUCCGCUGCCUGGACUUGCGCAGCAACCGCAGCCACCGCAACUGUUGCAACAUCAACGGCAGCAGCAGCAGCAGCAGCAACAGGAGCAGCAGCAGCGGGGUGCCAGCAAUGCCUCGCCCCGAACCGUGGGGAUCCACAUAUGACCCCGACCCACAGUGUGAUACAGUCGGAGACGAUUUGUCCCAGUGGAAUAGGAACUGAUUAGGUGAAUUUUAGGAAUUUCUCCUUCGAACGCGAAACAAAUGUGAUAUUUAUCGUUAAGUCAGUUUAAAUUAUGAUCCGUACUCGAAGCGAACCAGACCGGACCCCGGACGUGUAAAAAGUGACCCCCCUAUAGAUAGCUAGACCAGUUAAGAACGUUGUAGAAAGGAAAACAAAACAAGGUGCAAUUCUGUUCUCUCGGUCUCUCGCCGAAACCUCAAAAACCCCAAACCCGCAAAAAAUGUAUGAAUAGAGCAAGUGACAUUCUUGGGCACGACAACAAAAAACCGACCACCAACCGAGUGACUGUGUCUCUGUUCGGUACAAGAGAAGAGUGAGUGUGAGAGUGUGAUACCGACGGCAGCAAGCGCUGUGUACGCAAGUCAGUGGCGUCCGGAGAAGAAAAUUAAUGGAGUUCAAGUUACACCACAACGAUCAGAAAAAAGUCCAAACAACCUGUGACUCGACUUCGACCGACACACAAAAGAAAAUAGGGAAGAAAGGUCUGGGACAAACACAAAUCAAAUGCAAAUUCAACGUGUGUUCGGAGUGUGGAACGAGUUCGUAGCACGAGUGAUCGUUACAAUCGCGGCGCGCGCGUAGAUCGUCUUUGUCCGUGCGGGGAGCGCAAAAAUAAUUGUUACACCGUUCAACAAGAAGAAGCCCUGGUUCCCAGCCGGUAAUGACUGGUGCAUUCUCUCCGCACCACCUCGCACCGAACACGAAGAAGCAAACUGGAAAAAUGUCUGCCCGAUCUUGUGUGACAGCCAGCAGCCCAACAGCCGCGUGAAAACCGCGAAGAUGAAGAAGUGCUGCUGUUGGGCCGAUCGACCGCGCGAUCGCAAUUUAAUAAUGAUAGUGACAUUCUCCGGAGUCGUUACGCUUUCCGUGCGCGUCGUCGUCCUCGUCGUCCAGCCGCCCCCGUUCGCGCCCGUCCAUCAGAGGGAACUUUAUUACACGAUCAUCAGCAUAAUCAACGGUUUAUUAUACAAUACUUGUUGCACUGGGCCCGGCGCGGUGGUGCGAUGUGGUGCAGUGCACAGUGCGUUGGGUGCAUACAAACGUCCAGCGCAGAUCAUCGCCGAGGACACCGGGGACCGAACGGUCAACAAUUACCACACUGCCACCACCACCGGCCACCAACAGCAGUGACCAAGAUGCAACCGCAUCGACACCGAGGCUUUUGGUCGUCGUCGUCGUCGCCAGGGCAGAGCAGCAGUGACAGCAGAAGCUACCAGUUUCCACGAGUUCGUUCCAGAGCAUCAGAAGCAGGCAGGCGGAGUAGAGGCAGCAGGCAGGGAGACUCCAAGCCGGACGCCGGCCAUCCAACCGGGGGUUCGGCCCCGGACGUGUUGUGUGCCAGCCAGUCAGUGUGCAGUUUAGUUUCUUUCUUCAUUUAUUUUUGCACUUAUUACUGUUAUUAUUUAUAUUCUCUCUCGGUUCUCGUGUGUUUGUAUCGUGGUCACAUCACUGACUGGUAGGUUAGGUAGGUAGGUUGCUGCACAGUGCAGCAGAGGGAAGCUUUUAAUAUUUGCUCUUUGAUAUUGUUGGGAAAAAUGCCACCAAGAACAACCAACUGAAGUUGGUACCGUCGCGCGCGCUCGAGGAAAAACAAAAGCAUGAAGCUAUUUAGGAGACGAUAUUAAAAUAAUCAUUAUUUUCCCCCCGCCGACGAUGAUGUUGGUUGUGGUUAGGGCAUGGAUCUGAUUUCUAUGAACAAGCAAUGGAGGAGCAUUCUUUCGAUUCGUUAGGCGUUGUAAUUUCACCUCAUUCUGUUACAAUUGCGGCAAUAGGCAAAAUGCCAUUUCUGUUCUGCAAUUGCAAGUCGGAAGUGCGGCGCGCACAGUCGAUCUAAUUUCGCAGGGAGCUGUUUAGAGCAGUGAUUCUCUGUUUUUGGAAUGCAAGGCAGAUUACGGGGAUCCCGUUUUAGUUUCGUCUAGGAAUGGUAACCUUUAAUUAUCUCGUUAGAUGGGUGAGACGGUUUCAUUGUUGCAAAGAAGGUGAUAACUGUCGUAGCAUAGCCGCGAGGUAAUUGUGUGCAUUGCAUGAGUUACAUGGGUAUCAUCAAAAGACUACUACAAGCGACGAACCUGAUUUAUCUGAAAAGGUGGAAAUACUGACGUCCCCGAUUUCUAACUGUAUUCACAGAUGUUUUCUAAAAAUCUUAGUAUGUUUUCAACAUUCUAAAUCGAAUAUUUGGAGCUAAGUAUCUGCUCAUCAUAGACGUUCUGUAGCAAGAAAUCAACAUCCUUUCAAAAGAGUUAUGGCCAGGAUUGUGCAUGAAAAUCUUCAAUUUUUUGUGAAAAUCUGGAUCGAAAUCAGAGUUAUGACUUGUCAGAAAUUAUUCAAGUUUAGGUGAAAUAUUUCCCGGAUUCUUUCAGUAGAUUAUUACAGUAUUAUUGAAUCUUCGAAGUGCUACUAGUCAAGGAUGUUUUCGAUCAUCUGGCAAUCAUUUGAUUCAUUUAUCCACAGUUCAGUUCAGAAGCCUAAUAUUAAAAUAUGAUGUUCGACAAGCUUGUAGAUUAUUGUUUUUCCUACAAUUAUCACCAAGGACGCCAUAUUCUAGCUCUUAUAUUUACGGCGUAAAAGUGUUAGUACCACCUACUCAUACUAAACGAUCGGAUUUUCCGUGCUGCGGAUAAAUGAAUCAAAUGAUUGCCAGGUGAUCAAAAACAUCCUUAUCCUUGCUACUAGUAACAAAAACGUUUCCUGCAGACCUCAGGAUUUUCUUGAGGUUUUUUUUACGAUUUGUAUUUUCGUACCUUCGAAGCCUUGAUAAUUCUGGAGUUUUAGGGAAGGUUCUUUCUGGUUAAUGAAAGAACUUCAAUCGUUAGCUCAUUACAACCGAAGACAAGCGUGAUAUUCCCUUAUCGAAGUAUCUUCCAUAGAAAGUAGUAAGAGUAAUACCAAUUAAAGUAUUGAACAGAGGAAGAGAACAUGGUUACUAGCUUCCGAAGCAGAAAAGAAUACAUCACAGGUUUUAUACAAAGGGCAACGUGUACUCUAAUAUCUAUAAUUGUAAUAGCAAAAGCUUCGUCAUUCUACGAAAUGUUUUAAGAAGCAAUGAGAAGUAUUUGAGCAGAGUAUGCUAUUGAUAUGGUAUUUGUUGAUUUGGUGUGGACAUUAUUUUGGAAAUGUAAUUAGAAUUGUUUC
Aedes albopictus (Asian tiger mosquito) is the source of this 8220-nucleotide messenger RNA. It is a transcript of the gene Tollo, whose product is annotated as toll-like receptor Tollo. Gene Ontology annotation, molecular function: protein binding; transmembrane signaling receptor activity. The coding region runs from base 978 to 5009 and encodes 1343 amino acids. The transcript has a single exon. Gene Ontology annotation, cellular component: plasma membrane. NCBI's taxonomy places the organism in Eukaryota, Metazoa, Arthropoda, Insecta, Diptera, Culicidae. The record is from RefSeq and is a predicted model, not a curated record. Gene Ontology annotation, biological process: inflammatory response; immune response; toll-like receptor signaling pathway.